Aspergillus mulundensis is the source of this 1776-nucleotide messenger RNA. Its product is annotated as Zn(II)2Cys6 transcription factor domain-containing protein. Gene Ontology annotation, molecular function: zinc ion binding; DNA-binding transcription factor activity, RNA polymerase II-specific; transcription cis-regulatory region binding. The record is from RefSeq and is a predicted model, not a curated record. Gene Ontology annotation, biological process: positive regulation of transcription by RNA polymerase II. NCBI's taxonomy places the organism in Eukaryota, Fungi, Ascomycota, Eurotiomycetes, Eurotiales, Aspergillaceae. The transcript has 2 exons. Gene Ontology annotation, cellular component: nucleus. The coding region runs from base 1 to 1776 and encodes 591 amino acids.
AUGGAUCCUGCCGAUGCCAUCGACGUUUUCGCGUCGGAUACGGACGGCGUGCCUCUGAGCAUCACGCCUUUGGCUGUGGCCCAGCUGUCCGCCAGCGAUGCUGACCGCGAGAGUGACGUCUCGGUCAAGAAACGGAAACGAGUCCGCACGGGCUGUUUCACCUGUCGAGACCGUCAUCUGAAAUGCGAUGAAGCUCUCGGUCAAUGCCAGAACUGCAAGAAAUCGGGCCGCCUAUGCAGAAGAGGCGUUCGUCUCAACUUCGUGGACACUCAGGUGGUUGCGCCCCCGACCUGCGUCACGCCGCCCGCAGGAACUGGUGUAACCUUCCGGGAUGACUCGAGAAUCAUAGCUUCCGAGUACGUCGGUGGUUUUGAGCGGUAUCCUCCGCCUGAACAGGAUAUUCCCCUGGAAGAUGACCGUCAAACAUCCACUCCGGUACAAUCUGGGGCCAACUUGUUCCUCAAAACGCAAUACCAGCUCAGUCGACAUGUCUCUCUGGAGGAGCCAACGGAAAUGUCCCUCAUGCAGGUGUUCGUCAACCAGAUUGGUCCUUGGAUGGAUAUUGUCGAUGAAACGAAGCACUUUACCCGGAUCCUACCUUUGUAUGCUCUCGAAGAGUCUCUGUUACGCGCUGUCAUUGCAGCCUGUGCGGGGUGCUACGUCUCUCUACACCUUUCAAACGAGGCAAGUGAGCGAGGGCGCUACUACAAUACCGCAGCUCUGAUGCUCUCUGACUCCGUAGCAAGCUUGCAUCGUGAUCCGUCCCUGUGCGCAGCAGCGGCACUCAUCAUCGAAGUUACCGAAAUGCUGGUUUUAGGACCAAUCGAGAGCGGAGUCCGUAUUCGUUCUAGCAACUCAGCAAGAUCUUUAAUUAGAGAAUGUCUCUGGACUACCCGCACACAAGGCCUCGGUGGAGCUUGUUCUUGGGUUAGCAUUCUCAUGGAAUUGCUCGAUUGUAUAGUGUUUCGGCAGACAAUAGUCUGGGAUCCUGACUCCUGGGGUAUUGAUAUGAACUUUGGUGUUGAACCAUCCAUUGCCGGAAAUGAGGAAUCAUGGCUGCGUCGCAUUAUCUAUAUUUGCACCAAGGUUUCAGAUCUCCGUUCUUCUAAUGCGAAAGGCAUCAGGAAGUCUACACGUCACGCUGAGGCUCAGCGGUUCCAGCAAUGGAGUCUUUACAAUGAGUGGUGCGAUAGGUGGUUUGCCUCUAUCCCAAGGUCGAUGCUGCCCAUUGGCAACAUACAGCCUUGGCAGAGAAACCCCCAGUCUGUUUUUCCUCAGGUGUGGCUUCUUGAGCGCUCCUCUAUAGUAGCCCAGAUGCUCUACCAUAUUACUCGGAUCAUGCUCCUUGAACUCGAUCCCCUCCGACAGGACCAUCCCUCCGAACUCCAGGAGGAGCAGCAGCGCCAUGCUUACAGUAUCUGCGGCAUUGUAUCAAAUGACCAAAACAACGGAGUCCAUAUUUGGUCGGGCCAGCUUCUUUCUGUUGCUGCUGGAUACUUGAUCGACAGAAAAGCUCAGGAAGAAGUCGUCGCAAUCUUGGACCACAUGAGACGCACUAGCGGGCUGAGUACUGAACAUCUCCGAGGUAAACUCCAGGAGACAUGGGGCUGGCACUCACAGGGACAUCAGCCGUACUCUACAGUGGCUGAUACUGCCAUCGACUUCCACCCGUCUGACGUUGGCCACGAAUACCCCCAAGUCGGUGUCGCGGACCCCUUCUCUCACUCUCUGGUAGAAAACCACUCGUUUCUAGACCAUCAUCUAAACUAUAAUUGA